Molecule: messenger RNA, 1045 nt
Organism: Trachymyrmex septentrionalis
Lineage: Eukaryota; Metazoa; Arthropoda; Insecta; Hymenoptera; Formicidae
Exons: 4
Coding region: 125-1045 (306 amino acids)
Biological process (GO): double-strand break repair via nonhomologous end joining
Cellular component (GO): DNA ligase IV complex; nucleus
Molecular function (GO): DNA end binding
Source: RefSeq, a predicted model, not a curated record
AAAAUGUAGUAUUAAUAAGUUGAACAAAACGAGAUUAUAAAGGUUACAUGAUAACCUACAUUGUGCAAUAUAUAACUAAUCUAAUCAAAUCUUGAAACGUCAAAUUCGUUAAUUUUUUGUCGUUAUGAUUGGGAAUCACGAUAUGAUUGAUAUAACUUCGGUUUGUAACAAUGGGCAGGGCAGAGUUUGGAAAAAUCUCAAAAUAAAUGAUAAAGAUUAUGUGAUCUGUUUUAUAAAGGAAAAUGAAUCGAUGAAAGUUUUUUUAACAGACCUAAUAGAAAUUUGGGUGGAGACUCUGACAGACGAAACUAUGUUUCACAAAUGUCAGACCAUGAAUCCUCUUUUAAAUCUUGAGAAUUUUGACUGGAAGCAAAUGACACUGGAUAUGUUAAAUGAUAUCCCUCAAUACGUGCAUGCAAACGUUUUAGAAGUUACAACAUAUCGAAUAGAAUUGCGAAAAGAUAAAGAUUUUGUAAAAUUGAGAUUUUCAUUGGAUCUUCUCAAAGGAACGCCACAGCAAUUUUGGGAAAGUGUGACUAUGCCUCUCUGCUCAUCAUCAAUGGAAUUGAUUCGCCGGCAUAAGAUUCUGUUAAAUCUGAUUAAACAGAAGGAUGAAGAGAUAGCGGAAUACAAAGCUGAAGGCGCAGAAUUAAUUAGAAAAUAUAUCGCUACGAAGCCAUUCAGUGAAGAAUUGUUUCACACUGAUGCUGCUGGAUCAACUGAUUUUGCAAACUCUUUCCAAUCUGUGAUUCGUUUUUAUAAUGAAAUAAUCUUGUUAAAGUCACACAUAAAACUAGAAGUAUCUUCAAACAACGCAAGUACCACUAAUAACCUCAAGAUUGAUGGAAAUGUUCCUCUCGAUUCGUCAAAGAAUGAUUCUAUACAGAAGCUAAGGCAAGAUGAAUUGAAUGAACAAGGACCUUCAAAAGUUGAAGAGUACAAAGCAAAUCUUUCUGGCAAAGCUUCACUUUUGAAAAUAAGUAGUACAUCUCAUACGAUACGUAAGAAAAGAAAUAAAAAAACUUUGAACGACUUCAUAAUGUAG